AUGCCUAACAUUUAUUCAACCCAAUACACAGACGGUUCCGAGUCCGACAAUUCAGCUGGGAACAUGAGUAUGGAAUACGGGUGUCACAUACCCAAUUUCCCUGUAUCAUUGGACCAAGCAGCUUGGAGCCCAAUACGUAUCCGUGGAGGUUCCUUUCCUCAACCUAUCUCUCUUGUAACUGAGGCAGAGAAUGAGAGUUCAUUUCAAAACAACAGCAUUACAUGGGCUGAACUUCUCAAUCUUACUGACGACUAUCAUUAUAAUCAUCCAAUGCCGUCACUCGCUCCACAGUCCACGGAGUCAGCCUACAAUCCGCCUCCAAUUUUUCUCCCAGAAUUCUCAUUCGACGGAGCCCAAGUUCAUGCCUUCAACCCUUGGGAAGGAUACUACCCCAUUCCUAUUGGGAAUUCGAAUACUUGGACGGAGUAUAGCAGCUCCUCAUCAACUUCCUCUAAUCUCUCAUCACCUGGGCCUUUCGAAAGUCUCGAUAUGAGCUCUCUAGAGUCGCCUAGCUUACUCUCUUUCGCCGCUACAGACAAAUCUCAACGCAGUGUUGUCUCCCCGUCUCAAGGCAUAAAGGUCGACCGUAUUGCUCUACGAACCAUGUGCGAGGACGGAUCACAUCUCGCCCCCGCGUACAGAAAGCUACUCGCAUAUAUCCUCGACGCUGACUGCUACAUUUCACAUAUUACAGAACCAAGGAUCGGGACCGCUGAAGGAGACAGAGUACUCCAGUACCUCGAAGAAGUGGAUGGUGUUCAAUUUCCACAGCACAAACUCAGAGCAGACAUACCCCUCUCGGCUUUGUUGACAGACCCUAAUUCACGUCGAUGUUUGCUCUGUGGUGCAAUAAAGACAUCCGCUCAGAGAGCCAUAGAAUGUGUGGGUAGUCAUCUCGACUAUAGGCCUUUUGGGUGUACUGGAUUCACGGGUGGAUGUCCCACAUGCCGCCCAGGCUACGAAUCAUUUGGAGACGGUACAGAAGAGGGAUACAUGCCCAGUCUGGGCCCUCAGACAACUAAAACAACUCUCCUAGAUUUGUGGCCUGAAAUGACUUCAAGUCUCUUUUCAGAUAUUAUAGCCCUUCUGACUAGUCUAGACAGGUUAAAAUAUGGGUGGGUACCGGUACGUACAAACAGAGGUCCUUGUAGCCCAAAUACGACAAAAACUUUCCAACGUCCCAAAAAUGCCAUUAGUAGCUCUUACAACUCCAUAGCGGGAUCUACGGUGGCUGUCGAUAGUGAGGCUGGGGGACGGACUACUCUUGCGCCUAACACACCAACUCAAGAUAAAAGCCGGACAUUGAACGUAGUCCCACGUUCCGUCGCAACUCGUUCUUUUGAAUAUUUCAAGGAA
Molecule: messenger RNA, 1356 nt
Organism: Acaulospora colombiana
Lineage: Eukaryota; Fungi; Glomeromycota; Glomeromycetes; Diversisporales; Acaulosporaceae
Source: the annotation of a GenBank genome assembly